This is a messenger RNA of Aspergillus nomiae NRRL 13137, 528 nucleotides long. RefSeq lists its product as uncharacterized. Bases 1 to 528 code for a protein of 175 amino acids. NCBI's taxonomy places the organism in Eukaryota, Fungi, Ascomycota, Eurotiomycetes, Eurotiales, Aspergillaceae. The transcript is spliced from 2 exons. The record is from RefSeq and is a predicted model, not a curated record.
AUGAUAGGAGAUGCGCAAUUGGGCUCUGGAUCAUCCUUAGUCUACCUGAAUGGAUCAGACGACAGCACUCUAUACUGUUGCAAUUCAGUUGUCGCCGACCGGGGCAAGACUGUCUGUAGCAAUCUUCCAGGGGGUGCUUCUCAAACACCAUUUACGGUCACCAGCGGCGAAAUUAUCCCAGAUGUAGCUGGUCUCUCCGGCCUGGUUCGCGCCUCCAACUCUUCAUCGUCUGCCCCCAACAACACGGAGAUAUGUGUCCAAGACUCUUCGAGAGAGACCGCCAUAGGUGCUGGAGUUGGUGUCCCUCUGGGCAUAAUUGCCCUAGGUUGUAUGGCGUGGGCGGUAUGGGAGAGAAGGGCACGCCAGCGCACAACAACUAGUUCCUCGAGCGAGUUCUCGUUCCUCGAGCGAAAUCAGGCCUAUGACAAAUCAUAUUCUCAGCGACCGGUGGGCGAACUACCUGCAUCUCUUCCAGAAGCCGCAGAGCUGGGUGAUGAGCUUGAGCCUCUUCUUAUUCUGGAUGCAUAA